Messenger RNA from Schistocerca piceifrons (Central American locust), 774 nucleotides. RefSeq names its product transcription initiation factor TFIID subunit 9-like. NCBI's taxonomy places the organism in Eukaryota, Metazoa, Arthropoda, Insecta, Orthoptera, Acrididae. Gene Ontology annotation, cellular component: SAGA complex; transcription factor TFIID complex. Gene Ontology annotation, biological process: DNA-templated transcription initiation; RNA polymerase II preinitiation complex assembly. The transcript is spliced from 2 exons. Gene Ontology annotation, molecular function: protein heterodimerization activity; transcription coactivator activity; RNA polymerase II general transcription initiation factor activity. The record is from RefSeq and is a predicted model, not a curated record. The coding region runs from base 19 to 774 and encodes 251 amino acids.
UUCUUGUGUUUGUUGAUUAUGGCGGGAGUGCCGAGGCACAUGCCGAAAGAUGCACAAGUAAUUUUUGCAAUAAUGAAAGACAUGGGGAUCCAGGACUAUGAUCAACGAGUUCUGACACAACUUCUGGAAUUCACGUAUCGUUAUGUCACAACUGUUCUGGAGGUCGCACGAGUGCUUGCAAACCAUGCAAAAAAGAAGGCAAUUGAUCUGGAUGAUCUGAAACUGGCUGUCCAGAUGACAACAGAUAGGAUAUUUACCAACCCUCCACCUCGAGAAAUUCUUUUAGACGUUGCUAGGACGAAAAACAGUACACCUUUGCCACUAGUGAAACCACAUUGUGGGCUAAGGUUACCACCUGACCGGUACUGUCUUUCAUCUUGCAGUUACCGACUGAAGAGUAUGAAAAAGCCACAGCCCAAGCAACAGAUGGUUCACCAUAUGGCUGGUAACACAGGCACGUACAUGUCUGGCUCAAUUACAAGUUUAUCAAACUCUGGGAAUGUUAAACUAUCUGGCAGUAAGCAGCAGCAGCAGCAACAACAGCAACAACAGCAGCAGCAACACAUAAACAAGACUGAUUAUUUGAGUACUGGUCUCAGAGCAGUAGACAUGGCUCAGAUGUCACAGCAAUACAAACCACGGCCACGGUCACUUUCAGAUGAAGAAAUUGUCACACCUUUGUAUGAAUCGGAUGCUGAAAAUGAUUCUGAAGUUGAGGACCUUGUGGAAGAUUCUGCAGAUGAAGAUUACCAACCUGUCGCUAAUGUGGAGUGA